GGUGUGCUGCCCUCCCCAGCUCAAACGUUUCCCUUCCCUCCUCCAGUGACCGACUGUGUUGAAGCCCAUCGUCUGUGCUCCACUGAUCCGCAGUGUGAGGCGCUGUACCACGGCCUGGAGCUGUGUGCGGCUGAUGCAGAGGUCUCCACCCUGGGGGAACAAGUGGCCUCUGAGUGCCUGGAGAGGCAGGAUGACCUGUUGGCCAAACACCCCUCACUGUUGGCCUGCAAGUGCCAGCGUGGCUUCCGUAAAGAGGAGCGAUGCCUUCGCAUUUAUUGGAGGGUUCGUCUUCUGCCAGGGAAGGACGAACUGGAAAUAUCUCCAUAUGACGACUCGUUGACAGACACCCGGAUGGCCUCCUUGGUGUCAGCUUCAUCUUUCAUUCAGCUGGACGGUGAGAAUCAGUGUCUGAAGGCAGCACAGGACUGUGGCCUGUAUGAAAAAUGUGGUUCUCUGCGCUCCGAGUAUGUCCUGGCCUGCACCAAACCCAUGUCUGGGACCAGCCGAUGCAACCAGUAUAAGUGCCAUCGGGCCCUCAGGCGCUUCCUGGAGCGGGUACCUGAAGAGUACAGCCUGGGCGUCCUGUUCUGCCCCUGCACCAACACUCUGUGUGGUGAGAGGAGGAGGAAAACCAUUGUGCCCUCCUGCUCCUACCAGGACAUGGAGGGUCUGCAGCCAAACUGUCUCCACCAGCAGAGCUUCUGUCGCCGAGAUGACCUGUGCAGGUCCAGACUUGCAGAUUUCCUCAGUAACUGUCAGCCUUCUCAUCAGAUGGCCAGUGGAUGUUUGAAAGACUCAACAGGUCUCUGCCUGCGAGCCUACGCUGGACUCAUAGGAACUAUCAUGACGCCCAACUACAUCAGCAACACCUCAGCUGACGUGUCACUGUGGUGCAACUGUGAAGGCAGCGGGAACCAGUGGCAGGACUGUCUGAGACUGCAGCGCCUCUUCACCCACAACACCUGUCUGCGUAACGCCAUCAGCUGGAUGGGAAGUCCCGGCUCCCUGCCCUCCGAGGCUACUCAGCCCCCACCUCCCAGACCCUCCCCUCUGGUUCAAGAAGACGAGCUGCUGAGCAGCAACCACCUGCCUGAACUCCACAACGAUGUGGUGGAGAGUGAUGAAGAGGAGGAACUAACCCAGACUAUUAGAGAAGAAGGGGAUGAAAGUGACCAGUUUGAAGUCAUCCAGCUCUACUCAGAAAAGGCUACUAUCUCCAACCUGGGCUCCUCUGGAACAGGGGGGGCAGUGUCCCUCAGCACCAACCCUGCUGAAGCAGUACUGCUGCUCGUCCUUCUCCUAACUGCAGCCCUCAGCUGGGGGUAGAACAGUGGACAACACACAUUCACACACACGCAAAUAAAAUGGCUCCGCCAACAACUCCGGACUGAUCGC
Molecule: messenger RNA, 1395 nt
Organism: Nematolebias whitei (Rio pearlfish)
Lineage: Eukaryota; Metazoa; Chordata; Actinopteri; Cyprinodontiformes; Rivulidae
Product: GDNF family receptor alpha-4
Exons: 7
Biological process (GO): nervous system development
Cellular component (GO): signaling receptor complex; external side of plasma membrane
Molecular function (GO): signaling receptor activity
Source: RefSeq, a predicted model, not a curated record